AUGCACCACCCAGCUGAGGUAGUGGUGUACGAAGCUGGAAGAGUACAGGGCGUAGGCCCGGUAGGUGAUGGGCUUCAUGAGUUGUGGGCACUGCGCAUUGGUGAUGUCGCAGCCAAGCAGCGUGGACAGGGUCUUGGCAUGGUCCUUGUCGUGGAUGGCGGUGGGAGGGCCGGAGCCCCGGGCGUCCUUGAUGACUUUGAGGUCGUCGGCCUCAAGAUGGUCCCAGUCGGGGCAGUUGUCAUGUGGCUGGGAGAGGGCGGAGCCCAGCGGAGACAACUGUGGAGGAAGCUUGUGAAGCUCAUUCCCGAAAUUGUGGAAGAACGAGACAAGCUCCCCGGUGGUGCGCGGCGUCCGCCUGGUGAGGCAGGUGAGGUACGAGGACAAUGUCAGCAGGGGAUCAUCGCCGCCGCAGGUGGGAGAGAGGAUGGUGAGAAGGACGUUGCCAGUUUCGUGAGUUGCAGGCAAAUCUUCCUUUGUGAAUCCCAUGUUGACACGGCUCUUGCGGCAGAUAUCGCGCGGGUCGAAGGGAUCUGUCUUGAACUUGGAGUCUGCGGCGUCAGUCAAAAAGGCCUGGAGUGGGGACUUGGGGACAUUAUUGCCAUAUUGACAAUCCUUCCAACCACCAUGUGA
Molecule: messenger RNA, 630 nt
Organism: Babesia ovata
Lineage: Eukaryota; Apicomplexa; Aconoidasida; Piroplasmida; Babesiidae
Product: translation initiation factor IF-2, putative
Exons: 1
Coding region: 1-630 (209 amino acids)
Source: RefSeq, a predicted model, not a curated record